Messenger RNA from Encephalitozoon hellem ATCC 50504, 1851 nucleotides. RefSeq lists its product as uncharacterized. Gene Ontology annotation, cellular component: plasma membrane. Gene Ontology annotation, biological process: transmembrane transport; monoatomic anion transport. Gene Ontology annotation, molecular function: mechanosensitive monoatomic ion channel activity. Bases 1 to 1851 code for a protein of 616 amino acids. The transcript has a single exon. The record is from RefSeq and is a predicted model, not a curated record. NCBI's taxonomy places the organism in Eukaryota, Fungi, Microsporidia, Unikaryonidae.
AUGAACGAGACUAUGAAGAGUGCAAAGUUUGACUUUGACACUGGGGAUAGCGACAGCCACAACUACACUCACAAUGAGUCUGAAAGCUAUUCUGCAGAGGAUGCGAAGUACGACGUCGGGAAGGAGGAAAGCUCAGACCCGUUCGAGAAGCUGAGAAGCAGUGCAGCAGAUACCCUUCACCAAAGGACUGGAUGGAUCUUCCUGGUAGGUGUCUUGCUGUCUGUACUGGCGGUCUGCUGCUGGAACCUUCAAGUGGAUGUCAAGGACAGAAGCGAAUCCAUUUCCAGCAUCCGGGUGAAGGACAUUCUACUUGCCUGCUCUUUAGGCGUGUUCACAUUUAUUGGCCUGAACUUCGUGAUCUUCAAGACGAGUUUUCUAGGGAUGAAGAGGUCCAGCAGCCUGAACACGUUCUUCUACUACGCAAACGAGCUUUCGGAGCAUUCAUCUGCAGGAAUCAUCUUUAUCCUGGGAUUUUCUCUGGCGUUGCUGAAGGGCUUUGACUACUGUGUGUAUAACAGGCAGGGGCUGGACCUGUUUCUCAGCGACGUGUUCAGCAGUCUUCUGAUAGCGACCCUCAUGCUCGGAGUUGUGAAGGUAUUCCACAGGGCCAUUUCAAUGAACUUCAACUAUUCAGUGUACAUUAAAAGGAUCAGAAGGGUGCUUCUUGAGGAUGCAUUCAUUAAUCUUCUAGGGGUCAUAGAUAGUAGAAAGAACCGGGGAAUUGAAAGAUCAAGGCUCAACAGAUCUCAGGAGAUCAUGUACAAGAGCGAUGCAAUAUCGUCCAUAAACGAGUACAUGGAGGAUCUCUACGGCUACAAUGAGCCCACGAACGAGCUUGAUCUGCCUAGAAAAAGGGUUCUUCUCAAGGAGUUCCAAAGGCUUGUGAGACGUUCUAGCGGUAUCCGUGGGAGUGUUAUUCAGAUAUCCCAAAAGCUUAAGAACAGGGCUGCUAGCAAGGCAAGCAAGAUAGUUGGAAAGGACGGGGUUGGGCCCAUGUCUGACCUGUCGCUGUACUUCCACAACCCGGAGGUGUUCAAGUUCUUAAUGAAGGAAAUAGGUGUUGAGGAGGGCUUCAAGUUCACCAAAGGUAGCCUUGCGGACUUUAUUGAAAGAACAUACAGAGAGAGGCACUUUUUGAAGGAGAAUCUCGAGCACAUGAACUCUGCAAUAGACAAGGUUGCACUUGGACUCAAGGUCAUAAUAGCUGGGCUCAUUUUGGCGAUGCUAUACAUUAAGGCUGGGGGAGAGGGGAUUACAACCAUAGGAGUGAUAUCUGCAUUCUUCGGGACACAGUUUAUAUCGAACUCAUUUUCUGCCAGCGUGAUAGGCAGCAUAAUUUUCCUAUUUUUCAUCCAUCCAUAUGACAUUGGAGAUAGGAUUUUUGUGACCUUGGAUGGAGUGGAGGAAAACCUUGUUGUAUCUGAGCUGAAUGUGUUUUCAACUGUGUUCUAUAGAUGGGACGGGGUCUACAUAACGAUCCUCAACACAGUGCUGGCGCAGAAGGCGAUCAGGAAUCUUAGAAGAAGUGGGAUCAUGGCUGAGUCUCAUAGGAUCCAGAUAAAUAGUAGGACCAACCAGAAGAAGCUGAUUCGCCUGAAGGAGCUUAUAGAGGACUUUGUGAAGAGUAAUCCGGAAGACUAUACAGAGUACAUAAUGCUGAAUCACGAGUACAUUGAGGAUGCCUCGAAGCUCCACAUGAAGGUCUACAUGCAGUACAAGAGCAGCUGGCAGAAUUUUGAGCUGUAUCUUCGGAGAAAGACAAAGUUUCUGUCCUUCUUGAACAGGGCUCUCCAAGAACUUGAGAUUGAGUAUGUUCUUCCGCCAAGACAGAUUUCCUUGAGAAAUGCCUAG